Galeopterus variegatus (Sunda flying lemur) is the source of this 4417-nucleotide messenger RNA. RefSeq names its product alpha-protein kinase 2-like. The record is from RefSeq and is a predicted model, not a curated record. The transcript is spliced from 2 exons. The annotation marks the transcript as partial. NCBI's taxonomy places the organism in Eukaryota, Metazoa, Chordata, Mammalia, Dermoptera, Cynocephalidae.
AAUGGCAUCGAUAAGAAGGAACAUCCUUUUAAGGAAGCAGACAGUGUCUCCCCGGGUGCUCCCACGCCAUCUGAUUCCUGUGCCCCCAAAUUCAACUGUUUACGCUCACUCCAGGUAUCGGCCAGUAAUGACACUAGUGCAGCCAGUUCUGAAGCCCCCUCGGAUGUUAACGGAACAAAGCAAACUGAACAGGCUGAGGAUCCGAAUACCACAGAGGAAACUGCAGCUGGGCUGCUUCUCCUUCAUUCAAGCAAUACUCCUGAAAAACAAGAUGUUUGUCACCACAGGCCAGCACAUUCCAAAGUACCAAGGUUGGUAGAUGGUGGCCUAAGCAAUGACAGCCCUAAUGAUGAAGCCUUAAACUCUAGUCAUCAGAUUCCCAAAGUGCAGAAAUACAUCAGCUUCAGCCAACCGCUCUCCGAGGCGACUGCCUGCAUUUCCCCAGGUGACAGUGCCACGGUCAACAAGCAACUCGGCCCACAGGUUUCCAGCAAAGACACUGACAGUGACUAUGAGCUUUGCCCAGAGAUAACCCUAACCUACAUGGAAGAAUUUUCAGAUGAUGACCUGGAGUAUCUGGAAUGUUCCGAUGUUAUGACAGAUUACACUAAUGCAGUUUGGCAAAGAAACCUGCAGGGGACUGAGCAUGUUUUUUUAUUAGAAAGCGAUGACGAAGAGAAGGAAUUCAGUGAGCAUGGCCUGGGUGGGUGUGGGCACUUCCUCAGUGAAAUGGGUUGCGGGCCUCGGGUGUCAGAUGACACUGGGUCUAUGGGCGCCACCACUGGCUUCUGUGGUUAUCACUCACAGCCCCAAGAAGUGGGGACAAGGAACAGCAGAGCCUGCAUGCAUGGUCCCUUAUCCCCACAAACAGGGAUGACUCUUACUUUGGGACCUCACCAGGAUGGAACAUCUACGGUGACAGAACAGGGGAGAUAUAAACUCCCUGCUUCUUCUGAGGCUGCUGAAAAUGAUUAUCCAGGAAUUCAAGGAGACAGAGAUAGCCACCAAGCAGGAGAGGAAUUCUCCAGUGACCAUCUGCUAAACAUGGAUAAAGCAGCGACAGAGACCCAGAGGAAGCCCUUGUCUGGUGAGUUAGAAAAAUCAGGGAUGAACCAGUGUUGGGAGAUGGCUGAGAAGAGAGGAGGGGAAAAGGGCUUGUGGAGUAAGAGGGGCCUACAGACACCUGCCAGGGGGAGGCGACCAGGAAUUAAGGGAAAACCCAAGAAGCUGAAUGCCAACCUGAAAGAGAGUGCAACAGCAGGCAGCCUUAAUCUCCUCCGUCCCAAAGGACCUGCUAAGCACCCACUAACCCGGAGUGGUGAAAGAGAGACUCCUCAUGCCAAAGCAGGAGCUGCUGAUUGGAAUUCCCACUUCCAUGCAGGAGAAUGUGCCCCUUCAACCCAGGCAGAGCAAGAAGUGGAAACCCUCCAAACUCCAACAGACUCACUCCCCAAAGCAGGGGACGCUGGCUUCAAGGGAGAAGGGAUGCAGGUUAAUACCCUAUUUGAAACAAGCCAGUUUCCAGACCCAGGUAAUCGUCCUCAGGUGCAAAUUCAGGAAAUGGUCAGGGAGAGAACAUGUCUCAGCCAGAUGCCAGCUUUCUCAGAGCCUGCCGGGGAGGAGUCUUCAUUCAUCGGGACCACAACAAAUUCCUUCCCCAACUCAGGAGGGACCCAUGAGGAACACGCAUCAUUGGCCCGAUACCUGGAGGUAGAAAGCUGUACUCAAGACCCACAGCAUGAAAAAAGACAAGACAGAGAACACAACACUCCUAGCCAUUGGUGGGAAGACCUUGAACAUGAGUUGAGCAUCCCAGAAGCCAAGUGUGGAAUUCUGUCCCCAGGGGGGCUCUUCGCACAUCUCCCCCAGGAUGCCAGUGCUGGGCACAGGGACCCUGAGGCUCUCUCUGUCGCUUCCACUGAACACACAGAUCCUGCCCUCACCCUGCAAAAUGUGUGCGAUGGGCCAAGGGGCAGGGAAGUGGCGUGUGUGAUGGAGUGUUUUGAAGCUGGUGACCAAGGAGCAUGUUGUGAUGCCACGGGUCCUCGUGUGGCAGCACCAGUGGAUAAAUAUUUGCCUCAAGAAAUUUGCUCCACAGACUUCGCACUGGCAGGAGGUCAAAGCAGAGCCAAAUACCUUGCUGUUUCCAUUGCUGAGAAUAACCAUGCAGAUGGUGCUGAGGAGAGCUCACCUCAGGCACCAGAGGAGAAUAUUGUCCAAUUUCCUUCCAAUGUACAGUUGGGUCAUAUUUUAAGUGGCCCCACCACCAAACCUACAGAAGACCCACUUUGCAUGGCAUCCAGUGUACCAAGGGCCCACGGCCAUGUCCCCCAGCUCCCAGAGGGAGAAAGUUUCUGUAGCGAUUCCCCUCUGCAGAUUGAUAGCCAGACAGGAGAUGAGAGCCAGACCAGGGACAGAGCUGUCAAUAGGAGCCUUAAAGAGCACUUCCAGGAAAAAAGAAGUGAAACAAAGCAGAGGAUCCAGCAGAGGAGCCUGUCCCACCAGGGUUCUCUUUCUGCAGAUGAUUCUCAAGAAAGUGUGCCCACCACAUCUCCUGCACAAGAGGAAAUGAACUGGGUGCCCUUGGAGCACUCACCAGCAAACUCCAGGGAAGAAAGAGGACAGAGCUCAGGCCUGGGGAUGAGUGUCUCCAUGGUGGAUGAAGACAGUCAGGGUCUGAGCAAUGUUUCAUCUCUCUCCAGUGUUCUUCUGGAGGAGUCUAAAGAGAAUGGACUAGGACAUCAGGAAGCAGGCAACAAGCUGAAGAUUGUAACUCUAGAGGCUCCUGUUUCAGAAAUCUGGCCACCAAGAGAACUGACACAUUCUGAGUGCAAAGAGUUGGAAGCUGGUCCCAUAGUUCCUGACAGGGUCUGGGCUGUACCUGAUGUUCUAAAGGCAGAUACUGCUGUGCCUGAACUGGACGCCUCUGGAGGAGCAACAUUGGCUCACAGUCCGCAGCAUGAGUCUGACUCAGCCCUUGCGAAUAACAGAGAGAUCCAUGAAGGUGAAGAACUGGGCCGCAGAGCACACUGGAGCAGUCUUUCCUCCCGGUAUUUGAGCCAACCCAGAUUCCUGGAGUCAUCCGUGGACCCCAUAGAUGAAAAGGCAUUAUGUGUUGCAGAUCCACUACCAGAGGCUUCCAAAACCGGACGGAAGGAAGAUGUUAACAAUGUGAGUCGAGGCCAGGGGGAAAACCAACUCGAGGUGGACCAUCCUGGCUUCUUUAAACAGUUUCUGACCUGCCCUAAAAUCCUAGAGUCCUCUGUCGAUCCCAUUGACGAAACAAGUUUGAUAGAGUGUACAAGAGCUGGACAACAAGUGCCUUCUGAACGCACACAGGGGGUCAUCGGAGAGGGCAGUAAAUUGAAUGAUGGAAACUUGGGCCGGAGAGUGGAAGUCCAACCUGCUGUUUUGCAAGUUCCAGAGGAGACCAUUCCAAGUGAAAACAGAAUCAACAGAAACCAAGAGGACAGUGAGAGAGGGGCAGCCAAACAAAGUCAACACGGUGAGGCAGAAGUGGACGCCCACCCUGCCAUUUGGCAAGUCCCGUGUGCUGAUGGAGGCAGGGAGAGAACUCCAGGUGGAUGCGGCAUAAACCGGACACGAGAAGGCACUGGCAGAAGCUUAGCCGAACAGAGUAAAAAGGACAAAGCAGAGUUCACUUUCCCCACGUCACCUCUUCCUAGUUGUCUUGCGAUGACGACUCCUGCAUCUGUUGUGGUUGACACUCACAAUUCCACAGGCUGGAUUCAUGACAUCUCUGAAAAUGACUUAGUUGAGCCCCUACAUCGUCAGGAUGUAUUUUCUGACUCAAAGGAAAGAGGAACUAUGGAGAAUGAGUGUGGGAAACAUUUGACCUCUUCUAGCGAUCUUACGCGAUUGCCUAGUACUUCAUCUCUUAAACGAAAUAGCACACGCAUUUCAAUAAGCCAUGAAGUUGAGGAACCUAAAACAGAGGAGCCUGAAAUUGGGGAAGCCAAACUCCCAAGCUCAUCUGUCUCACCAACAAUGACUUUGGCAUUCAUUUCAGGAGAAUGUGAGUCAGAGAAAGCCCCCAGGUUACUGCAGGACCUGUGUCAAAAGGGCACCCUGGGAUGCGUGAAAAAGCCAAGGGAAAAGGACAGGCUCAGCCACCUGGCAGCCCAAAUGGGCAAAUUACCAGAGGCCCAACCAGCAGUGACUGGCUCAGAGGAGGUCAAGAAAAAGCAAGAGACCUCAGGAAGUGGACACUUAACUGAGGGAGUAAAGAAGAAAAUUCUGUCCAGGGUGGCAGCCUUGAGACUGAGAUUGGAAGAAAAAGAAAAUGUCAGAGAGAACUCAAGCUUUCUAAAAAAGAUUCCUAAACUAGAGACAUCGUUAUCAUGCCCAGAUGAGAAAAAAGAUUCCAAAAAGUCACCGUGCAAAAGAGAAGGAAAAG